This is a messenger RNA of Aphis gossypii (cotton aphid), 2623 nucleotides long. RefSeq names its product dolichyldiphosphatase 1-like. The record is from RefSeq and is a predicted model, not a curated record. Gene Ontology annotation, molecular function: dolichyldiphosphatase activity. Gene Ontology annotation, biological process: lipid biosynthetic process; protein N-linked glycosylation. Lineage: Eukaryota; Metazoa; Arthropoda; Insecta; Hemiptera; Aphididae. Gene Ontology annotation, cellular component: endoplasmic reticulum membrane; intracellular membrane-bounded organelle.
AUAUGUGACAUAAUAAUGUUUUGAUAAGUAAAUAGUUACUUGUUAAAUUUAUUAUAAUAAUUUAAUUUUGAAAAUUAAUCUAACGUCUUCGGUGAAUUCGGUGUUAUGACAUCAUAAUAAUAAUAUGAUACUAUAAUAUUACCUACGAUAUACAUUUAUGUGCGAACGACUAGAAACUGUACGAAGGGAUUGAAGAAGGACAUUUGAACAACGCGCGGAUCAUUCGCAACUCAUGCCUAUUAAAUUAAUCUUUUUUCUCGCAGUCUCAUCAUUUUUAUUUUAUUAAUUUUUGUUUGCAUAAACGGUCAAGUAUUUUAGUACGCCUUGUGUACUGUUUACCUUUCAAACAUCCAAAUUACUCUGGUCGUCUAACAGUUUGUAAACGUUCCACUGAGAACUUAAUAUUAUAUCGUUAGUACUUAGUAGUUAUCAUGUAGAAAAAGCCAUGCUACAGUAGUCCUUUUUUCUUUUUAAGUAUGGACUCAAUUGUUUCUAACAGUAGCGGGUAUGAUCAAUCUGUUGACUGGGUACCAUUGUCUUUGACGUUUGUUGAAUAUCCAAAGGGAGAUGUAUUUGGAAAAUUAUUGGCACUGUUUAGUUUGACACCCUUUGUGAUUCUAUCUGGUUUUGUUUCAUUAAUUCUAUUUCGUCGUGAUUUACACACGAUAACUUUUUUCAUUGGUGUGUUACUUAAUGAGAUAUGCAAUACAGUUCUAAAACAUAUAUUACGUGAACCUAGACCCUUAGCAAGAAAUACAAAUCUAUUGUACUCGGAAUAUGGCAUGCCUUCGUCUCAUUCUCAAUUUAUGUGGUUUUUUGCAUCAUACAUGUUAUACUUUACUUUUAUAAGGUUACAGUAUGCUAAUAACAAGGCAUUUAAAGAGUUCUUCUGGAAAGUUGCUGGAGCUGCAUCAUGUAUUGCUAUUGCCUGUAUAGUUUCUUAUAGCAGAAUAUUUCUACAAUAUCAUACAUGGAAGCAAGUAAUAUAUGGAGCACUAUUUGGUAUUAUUAUAGGUACUGUUUGGUUUACCAUAAUUAAUGUGGUACUGACUCCCUAUUUUCCAACAGUUAUAUCAUGGAAAAUAUCAGAACUGUUUUUGUUAAGAGAUACUACAUUAAUUCAUGUCUUAUGGUUUGAAUAUACAAAUAUUCGUCAUGAAGCAGGAGCUAGAGCCAGGCGCCGAAAAUCGAUUUCUGCAAAAUCUCAAUGACUAAUAUUUUAAAAGGAUUAAAAUAAUAACAAUAUAACUGACCUGUCCAAGUAUUUAUAACCAUUUGAAAUGGUAAAUACAUGAUAUACUGUUAUUUUUAUCAAGUAUAAUGCUUGUUUAAGUAUGAUUAUAAUAGCUCUAUAAUUUAUCAUUUAUAAUUGAUAAUAUCUCAUACUAUUUGACUGUUUGUACAAUGAUUGAUUUAUUUAAAAUCUUUAUAUCAGGUUGCAUGAACAAUCACUAAACAUUUAAUAAAUCUAUAGUUUGAUUGUCCCUUAAACAUUAUUUAUUGGCCUAUAAUUAGUCCAUUAAGUUUUUUAAAACACUAAAUUAAUCAAUUGUUCGUGUGACCUAGCAUUAGUGUGUUAAUUUUGAAUAGUAUGCACACAAUAAAUACAAUAUUAUUUAUUUUAACAUAAAAAUAACUUGCACAAGUACAAAACUGUAUUUCAAUUAUUUCAAAUGUUCUGUUAUUUAUUUUAUUAUUAUAUGAUUGAAUACAUUCAACUAGUAACUAAUUAAUUUUAUUCUAUAUUUUGUAAAACUGAGUUAAACUUUAAAAUUAAAUUCUAGAUUUAUCUAUUUUAAUUUGGUUCAAUUCACAUUUCAAUACUGAAUAGUCUAACACUACAAUCAAUAACAUUAUUUUCAAUUUCAAUUUUUGAUAGUAUACUAAAGUAAAUAUAUAUGUAUAAUAUAAAAUAAUAUAAUAUAUGUACAUAAUAUGUUUAACUGUGUUACUUUUUUGAAUGUAUUCAUAUAUGCAAUAUUAGGUUAGAGUAAUAGAGUUAAAAAUGUACAGUAAUAAAUUGUUGAUUAUCUACAUUAAUUUAUAGUAUUUAAGAGAAGAGUGGGUAAUCACUUUUUAAGAAUAGUCAAUGUUUAAAUUGUACUUUCUAUAUUAAAUUAAAAUGUUUUAUUUAUAAUUUAUUAUUUUCUCUGUAUAGUAUACGUUGACGUUUAUAUGAUUAAAUAUAAUAUAAUUUUUAAAGUACAUAAUAUAAGUGUUUUUAAAUUAAAUGUUUUUAUUAAUUAAAUUGAAAAUGUAUUAAGUAUAGAAGAUUAUUAUUUAAUAAGUCUCAUACAAGGUCAACAUUGUAUUACUUGUAUUUUAUUACAUUUAAUGGUAAAGAUGAUUAUGCAUAAUAAUGCAAUAAUAUGAAUUAUAACUAAUAGUAAAUUUACCUGUGUAUAUUAAGAAAACACUGUAAAAACAGUUUCCUUAUCACCAGUUCAAAAAGAAUUAAGUAAGAACUAUAGAACCUAUGUAAAAGAUAUUUUGAAUCAACCCGUUGAUUAAGAUAGCUAUAUUCUAUUUUUAAUAAAAUAUUAUGUCAACAGCAACAUAUUAUGAUUUAUGAAAUCAAUAAAAAUAAAUAAACCUAAGGUAAACUAUUUUCUUUUAAGCUCAA